UGCGGCCCGGGACAGCAUGGCGGCUGCCUUUCGGCCCUCGAAGGAAGUCCUGCUGCUGCAGGCGCUACGGAAUCUGGUGUAUACCGGGGUGGGAGGCUCAGGCUGCACAUGCUGCCGCUGCCCUGUCGGAGAGGAGGAAACCGCAAGGCUAAGUAAUUUGCCCAAGGUCGGAAGGAACGCGUAAAGGAAGGAUUUGAAAACAGGCGGCCCAACAAUAGAGUCCUGCUGUAACCACUUCUCUGGACUGCCUUUCUAGAAAAUCAGCAGCAGUUUUUUGUUUGUUUUUUGGGUUUUUUUGUUGUUACAUCGUUAUUGCGGUACACAGAGCUCUUUUAGUGGACAAUUCUUUGACCAAACUCCUCUUCAUGCACAGCCCAGCAUCCUAGAGAAGUAAUGUUUUCCAAACUCACCAUUUCUACUUGAUUCCUGAUAUGUCUAGAGGAUACCAGAAAUCCAUAUCUAAGAGCUAAAAGAUAUCUACUUACAGAUAAUAUUGUGAAAUUAAAAGAAUUUCAGCAUAAGAAGGUGGCUGUUGGAUGUAAUCUUCCUGGUACCAAAGAAACCUAUUUGAGAAACUUGGAAGAGAAACUGACUCAGAACAAGCUCAUCUUGAAAGAGGAGUUGAGAACCUUGCUUCAUUUGUGUGAGUCCCGGGAUGAUAUGGAGCUGGCUAAAAAUGUCAUUUACAGGUACCACGCAGAGAACAGGAAUAUCACUUUGGGGGAGUAUAAAUUUGGACCACUUUUCAUGAGGUUGUGCUACGAGCUGGAUCUUGAGGAAUCUGCAGUGGAGCUCAUCAGAGACCAGCAUUUACGAGGUUUCUUCUCAGAUUCCACAUCAUUCAAUAUUUUGAUGGAUAUGUUAUUUAUCAAAGGCAAAUAUAAAAGUGCACUGGAAAUCCUGAUUGAGAUGGAAAACCAAGAUGUGAAGUUCAGCAAAGAUACCUAUGUCCUUGCUUUUGCAAUUUGCUACAAACUGAAUAGCCCUGAAUCUUUUAGAAUCUGUACUACAUUAAGAGAAGAAGCCCAGAUCAAAGGAGUAAUCCUCUCCAGGAAGGCGUCCUGUUUUGCAGUGGCACUAGCGCUGAACCAGAACCAGCUGGCAAAAGCUGUAUCCAUUUUUUCUCAGAUCAUGAAGCCAGAAAGUAUAAUCUGCACUAAUUUAAAUAUUAUGAUCCAUAUUGAGUCAAAUAUGUUGAAAACCCUAAUAGAGAUACUAACGGAUGCUACAGAGGGAAAUUUAUCAAGAUUUGUGAAGAAACCUGUGUUCUCAGAGGAAGUGCUGGUCAAAGUGAGGGAAAAAGUGAAGGAUGUGCCUGCUCUUCUGGUGAACUUUGAUAAGCUCUACAGGAAACUGCACAUGAAUGGCCAGGUCACCACUUACACUCUGGAUGCUCUGCUCUGCCACACUCCCAGGGACAGAAGAUCCCACAUGGUGCUAUUAAACAAGAGGACAGUCAGCCGUCGGACCUUCCAGCCGCUCAGCCAGUCCCUGUGGGCUGAGUAACACUGGGUUCAAACCACCCACUGGUCUAAGUUGGAGGGGCCCUGCUUCUAAUGAGUUUUGGCUUCCUAGGAAAUCAGGCAUUAUACUCCUGUGGACACUAUACUACCUAACACUCUCCUCCUUAAAUUUCCAUGUUCACUGAGUACCUGGCAUGCUGACUUGAGAAGUUAAUAUCUUGUGCCACUGUGAAGAUCAAGACACCAGCAAGCAGAAAGCUUGGCUCCCGAAGAAAGGGGGCUUCCCCAUGUAAACUGCUGAGGAUCCUUGAAGGAAUAUAGUCAUGGUCACCAGUCCAGCUUCCAGGACCAGAGCAGAACCCAAGAAGCACAAGCAGGAAGGAAUUUCACAAUAAGUGAUCAACUCAGACUAAUAUUCGGGGGAGUAGUUACUUGCAGAUUAUACGCUUGCUGAAUUCAGGAGGUCUAAGACCCUGUUCUACCGUCCUAGGAAAGAACCCAGGAUUUUCUCACUGCUUCUGUCAUCAUUUACUGUAACAGUAAACUAGGUACUUGAGCUUUCAUUUUUCCAUCUGUAAAAUAAUAGUACCUGUGUGAAUCUGCAUACUGGUUUGAAAUUUUCAUUCAGGGUUCAGUAGGAUCAAGAAUAAGAGAAAUGAAAUGGUUCCUCAGGAAACUUUUUGUUUUCUCAGCAGAGCAAACAAAACCAGAAUUUAACUCAGAACUGAUAAAUAAGCCAAAUUUAAAUGACUACCACCUUGGUCACGGGUAAACCAUGUGCUUUUCAAAAUAAAUGCUGAUAAAAACAACAUAA
This is a messenger RNA of Camelus dromedarius (Arabian camel), 2277 nucleotides long. It is a transcript of the gene PTCD2, whose product is annotated as pentatricopeptide repeat domain 2. Bases 661 to 1506 code for a protein of 281 amino acids. Gene Ontology annotation, biological process: mitochondrion organization; regulation of mRNA processing; multicellular organism development. Lineage: Eukaryota; Metazoa; Chordata; Mammalia; Artiodactyla; Camelidae. The record is from RefSeq and is a predicted model, not a curated record. Gene Ontology annotation, molecular function: RNA binding; protein binding. Gene Ontology annotation, cellular component: mitochondrion. The transcript is spliced from 11 exons.